CAGGUUGAACAUAAAUACAUUCCUGUUACCAUGUCUCCUGGUUUCCAGUGAAUUAGUUGGACAUGAACAUGGGUAGAGCUCGAUUUCACGACUAGAUCACUGACGGCCUAGCUCCGAUCCCAAUACACUAGUCUUUCCACAUCCACUAGAACGACCGGGUAUGGUUCAGAAAGUGCUAUGACAGUGGCUGAUGUAAAAUGAUAAUAUAGAUCAUUGGUCUUCAGUCUGACUUGAAAAUUGUGAGUAAUGCUGCAGGUUUCAUUCCAAUGAAGAUGCAAGAUCACCUUACUUUACCUGAGUACUCAAUUUGUCUGCAUUCUCAAGCAAGAAUUAGUUGCAGAUUAUGCUUCUCCAGAGCCAAAAAAUAAUAAUAAUUGGAAAUUUUGAAAGAAAACUCUACAUGACCUGAAGCUAUUAAGAUCAGAUAUUCAUACAGAGACUGUUUACCUUGGCUUAACUCCUAAUUUCAUCAAAUUUACAAGUCACUCCCUAAGACUAGAGCCUGACAAAUAGAUCUAUAAGAAGUCAUUGAGAGCUACAGCCGAUCCCUUACUCCUGAAUAUCCAAACAAAUCCCUGACUCCUGUUCUGCUUCAGCAAGGCAUUAAAAUGAGUUUUGAGUCCAGAGGAUACUCCCUUUAGUUCCACAAAUUAGACAGUAGACACUAACACCUAGAGUUAAUCCCUGAAAACCACACCAAGUUGGUUCUGUGUGUAUAAAAAGCCUGGAGUGUAAGUUGGCAGUCACUGAGCUAUGGUGAAGGAGCAUCCAGAUCAUCUCCCAACACUGAAGCAUCAUGGAGUCCAGAGCAUCUCUCUCCAUUCUAGCCUUGCUGAUUGGCUUCACACAAGCCAUCUAUCUCAACCAACCUGAACACGUGGACAUUACAUCAAGGAUUCUCACCAUCAACAACGGAUCCAGCAAAGAGUUGUUGGAGGGAGACAUACUCUUGCCCAGAAGCAGGAAUGCUCUGGACUGCAGUGACAACAGCUGCUUUUGGAAGAAGUCCUCAAAUGGCCUAGUGCAGGUGCCUUACAUAUUGAGCAAGGUUUUCUCUUCCUCUGACAGGACUGUUAUUACCAAUGCCAUGGCUUCCUUCCACAACAAAACCUGCGUCCGUUUCGUUCCCAGGAUAAAUCAAACUGAUUACCUCAGCAUAGAGAGUCAAGAUGGAUGCUACUCUUAUAUAGGCAAAGCAGGUGGUGCUCAGGUGGUUUCUCUCGACAGGUCGGGUUGUGUUUACUACGGCAUCGCCGAGCACGAGCUAAACCAUGCACUUGGUUUCUACCACGAGCAUUGUAGGAGUGAUCGCGACAGGUACGUGACCAUCAACUGGGAAAACAUCGAUCCAUCCUCACAGUCUAGUUUUAAGCUGAGGAACACCAACAACCUUAACACGACGUACGACUACUCUUCUGUGAUGCACUAUGGAAGAACAUUUUUCUCCAUCAACGGUCUGGACACCAUCACUCCCAUUCCCGAUCCCUCAGUGGAGAUCGGACAGAGAAACGAACUGUCUGCCAUCGACAUCCGGAGGAUCAACAAGCUCUACAAAUGCUGAAAUUCUUCAGAAAUGUUGACUUGAUUAAACUUUGCUGUAACAUUGUGUAACUGCCAAAGAUAGACGACCCAGUAAUGACGUCAUUGCUGUGCUAACAAAAUAUGGAAUCCUACAAUAAAAUGGC
Molecule: messenger RNA, 1685 nt
Organism: Tachysurus fulvidraco (yellow catfish)
Lineage: Eukaryota; Metazoa; Chordata; Actinopteri; Siluriformes; Bagridae
Product: hatching enzyme 1.2-like
Exons: 4
Coding region: 797-1561 (254 amino acids)
Biological process (GO): proteolysis
Molecular function (GO): zinc ion binding; metalloendopeptidase activity
Source: RefSeq, a predicted model, not a curated record